Messenger RNA from Miscanthus lutarioriparius, 288 nucleotides. NCBI's taxonomy places the organism in Eukaryota, Viridiplantae, Streptophyta, Magnoliopsida, Poales, Poaceae. The record is from the annotation of a GenBank genome assembly.
AUGGAGCCAUGGGCCAAGGUGUCUGGGUUCGAAAAGGUGGACGUCGCGGCUAGGGACGCGAGGUUGAGGAGGUCGGCGAUCUGCACCGUAGCUGGGAGCGGUCGCGUCGCUUCUCGCCCGGGGGUGCCGCGGCCUCCAUGGGGCGUCGAUGCAGCUCUUGCGUCGGGCGUCGCUAGGGCAGGGGGCUCCCGAACGGGGCGUCGUGGAGCUGCAGCUCCGACUCCGUCAGGCGCCUCGUCGCCGAAGAAGGGUUGCACGGCAACCAGGCGCGCGGCCACGCUACGGUGA